Molecule: messenger RNA, 1572 nt
Organism: Yarrowia lipolytica CLIB122
Lineage: Eukaryota; Fungi; Ascomycota; Dipodascomycetes; Dipodascales
Source: RefSeq, a predicted model, not a curated record
AUGCACUCCUCGGACGAAGACGAGGUGCCCUGUGUGGACUUCGACGACGACGGAGAUUAUUUUUCAGGGCAACCUCAGUCUCCCACAACACCCAAAUCUCCCCCCAAAACUCUAAAGACCCGGCGACGAAAACGAGACCGGUCUGUAUCGUCAUCCAAAGGGCCGACACCGGGGCCACCAACGCCUGAAAAGACUCAGACCAGCAGUACAUCCGUCCCCCCGAUUUUCCAGCUUCUGGGCUCCAUCACCGGCCGAGCUUCAGACCUCUACAACUCAUGGACACGACCUGCACCUGCAGCACAGAGCCAGCCACCCAGGAGGGGUAGUGCUGCAACCAACUCAAGUUACGUGACAGCUUUCAACAGCAACAACUCGCCCCUAAUGAGAGAUAUUAUGAUGUCGCCAGAACUACAGCCAUUGCCAUCGCUGCUCAGCGUGCCGGUCAAUGCUCCUCCUACUCCCCCUGGAGAAGACUACUUGAAACCAAAGGCUCAAACUCAGACACAGGCACAACCACACACAACACAAAAGGCUUCUCCUACGCCAGCAACAAAACGCCUCUCGCUUCCCAAUGUGACAAACAUUCGACAGCAAGCCUUGCAACAAGCGACACACUACUCCAACACAUUCCUGUCGUCGCCUCUGCUGCUUGCGGGUGCUGCUGUUGUUGUGGGUCUCGCCAUCACCGUUGGUAGACCGCUGCUGGAGAUUUACAUCCACAAGGGCAUCCACUACUUCUUCAACUUCAUCUUCUACGCCACAGUAACCGCAGCCGUGGUCACCUGUGCUGCUAUUGCAUGGAUGCUCAUCAGUGGUAAGCUGAAAAAGACCAACGUUGAUAUUGAUCCAACCCAAACCAAAACAUCGACAGGGUCUUCACAUGAAACAAACCCCACAACUACGCCUUUUACAGACACAACCCCCACGGCUGACCUCUCCCGUCGCUCGUCAAAACGACGCUCACGACGAGCCUCUGCCGCCACCACCUCUGCAUCUGCCCCUCCCCCUCCUAUGAUGUACCCUCCCUACGGCUACCCACCACAACAGCAAUGGGACGAGUACAACCAUCCCGGGCAUCCUCCCAUGAACAUGUACAUGCCUCCCAGUCCUAUGUACCAACCGCAGCUGUUUCACCCGGUGCCUAUGCGGCCGUUUGAGCCUCCGCAGUCCACCCCUGCAGCUCCACCCGUGACGCCCCAAACCUCUGCAUUUUCGCUGCCCCCCACACCGGGUCACGCCCGCACUGAGUCAGGCAACGUGGCUCCUAUUCCCGAGAUUCUGCAGCAGCCCAAAAAGAAACCUGUCUACCGGGUCGUGCAGCGCAAAAUUGAGCGGGAUCCGGUGCGAGAGGCGAGACCGCCUCUACGAACACGGGAGCUUCCUCCUGUGCCCCGAGAGCCACCCCAGGUUCCGAAGCAUCAGGGUCUGCCUGCGGUGUUCACGCGGUUUGAGGAUGAGAACUCCAUGGUCAACUACGCCUCUCCUAUUUCGGAGGUGGAUUUGAAGGUCGGAGACCAUUCUUUUAAGCCGUAUGGCUCGCCUCCCAGGAGGUAUCAUGGCAUGAACGUUUGA